GCCAGCCUCGAGGUUAAGUCCAAGGCUCCCAAUGGCGUCACCUUCAACGUCAAGGGCAAGUCUGCCCACGAGGGUCCCAUUGCUGGCUCCGUAAGUCUCGCGCCUUGCGCCACCCUGGGCUUUGCAGAGCUCAAUUGGCCAAAUCGGUACUGAUUCGCAACUCGUUAUCUGUAUAGCUUGAGGCCAAAUACGUCGACCUGCCUACUGGUAAACGCCCCAUAACGCGCAAACCACCUGAUCCCAGCACCAAGAGAACCGGCGAAGCCAGGUCCAUGUUCUCCUUUACAUGCGGCCAGGUCUCGUCAGCAUACUUCAGAUUCCUAUUCAUGACCAGGAUAGUCGCUCAUUCCGUGAUGCUAAUACUCUGUCCCCACCCAGGUCUCACCCUCACCCAGGCUUGGACCACCGCCAACGCCCUCGACACCAAGCUCGAGCUCGACAACAACAUUGCCAAGGGUCUGAAGGCCGAGAUCCUCACUCAGUACCUGCCCUCCAAGCAGUCCAAGGGUGCCAAGCUCAACCUCUACUUCAAGCAGCCCAACCUGCACGCUCGUGCCUUCUUCGACCUCCUCAACGGCCCCUCCGCCAACUUCGACGCUGUCCUUGGCCACGAGGGUUUCCUUGUUGGUGCUGAGGGUGGCUACGACGUCCAGAAGGCUGCCAUCACCAAGUACUCUGCUGCCGUCGGCUACAGCGUUCCUCAGUACACCGCUGCCAUCACUGCUGGCAACAACCUGACUGUCUUCUCCGCCAGCUACUACCACCGCGUCAACCAGCAGGUUGAGGCCGGUGCCAAGGCUACCUGGGACUCCAAGGCCGGCAACUCUGUUGGUCUUGAGGUUGCCAGCAAGUACAGACUCGACCCCUCUUCCUUCGCCAAGGCUAAGAUCAACGACCGUGGUAUUGCGGCCUUGGCCUACAACGUCUUGCUCCGCCCUGGCGUCACCCUCGGUCUCGGUGCUUCCUUCGACACCCAAAACCUGAACCAGGCCGCCCACAAGGUCGGUGCCAGCUUCACCUUCGAGGCUUAGAUGGUUUCUCAAACCAAACAUUUUUCGCACCUCGAGUAUCCUCCACACCUAGAUUCCAAUGCCCCGAGAUCUUUUUCUCAGUACGAAUUGAAAAUACUUUGCAAGAAGCUGCCAACAGCAGUUAUGUGUUGAUCUGAUAGUAAUUUAGAGUUUUCUGAGUUGGCUGUUUUCUUGGUCCCCACGUGGCUCCGCAGUUACUACGUGACGUCGCGGUCGGAGAUCGUUGAAGUAAGCGCUAGAAAACAUUGUUGGAGUGGAUGUGGAUCUCUGUUGAGGUGGGCUUAGUCUAUUUCAUGUAUCGUAUACCACGAAGAUCACUGUAUAUCAGGUCCGAAUUUCAUUUGUUUGACGUCCAAA
Molecule: messenger RNA, 1388 nt
Organism: Aspergillus novofumigatus IBT 16806
Lineage: Eukaryota; Fungi; Ascomycota; Eurotiomycetes; Eurotiales; Aspergillaceae
Product: porin
Exons: 2
Coding region: 327-1031 (234 amino acids)
Biological process (GO): monoatomic anion transmembrane transport
Cellular component (GO): mitochondrial outer membrane
Molecular function (GO): voltage-gated monoatomic anion channel activity
Source: RefSeq, a predicted model, not a curated record